Molecule: messenger RNA, 1611 nt
Organism: Neoarthrinium moseri
Lineage: Eukaryota; Fungi; Ascomycota; Sordariomycetes; Amphisphaeriales; Apiosporaceae
Exons: 5
Coding region: 1-1611 (536 amino acids)
Biological process (GO): transmembrane transport; carbohydrate transport
Cellular component (GO): membrane
Molecular function (GO): carbohydrate:proton symporter activity
Source: RefSeq, a predicted model, not a curated record
AUGUCGGCAGGUGAUAUUCAGCCAAAGAGUGAGUUGCAACAUGGCGACGAGAUCGCCGUCCAUCAAUCUGAGAAGCCUGAGGCCGUCUUGGCCAACAAGGACCUCAUGAACGAUGCCUUCGAUGGAGAAAACCACGAGCACCAAGAGGGCGUGUGGGAGUCGGCCAAGAGCCAUCCUUGGGCUUGUUUUUGGGCGUUUAUUAUGUGCUUCACCAUUGUCAUGGAAUCGUUCGACAUGUUCCUGAGCGGUAACUUCGUCGCACUCGAGGCUUUCCAAAAUCGCUACGGCGUCCCCGUAGAGGGUGAGGGUAUGGUCAUCGAGACCAAAUGGCAAAGCUCGCUCUUCCAAGCCGGUCAAUGUGGUGCUUUCAUUGGUGUUUUCCUGGCUGGACCCAUUACCAACCGUUUCGGCUACCGCUGGACAACCAUCUUGGCCCUUAUUCUUAUGAACGCUACAAUCUUUGUUUCUUUCUUCGCCGACUCACUCGCUGUCCUUGUAGUAGGACAGCUUCUGGAAGGUGUCCCCUGGGGGAUCUUCAUUGCAAACUCCCCCGCCUAUGCCAGCGAGAUCGUCCCCCUCGCCCUCAGAGGUGCAUGCACAGCUACUUUGCAGAUGAGCUGGUCCAUUGGUGGAAUCAUUGUUGCAGCCGCCACCUACGGCUACAAUUCAAGAAACGACGAGUGGUCUUGGCGCGUGCCUCUUGCUUUACAGUGGAUCUUUCCCACCCCUCUCUUAAUUCUCAUCUUCUUCGCCCCAGAGUCUCCAUGGUGGCUUGUUCGUCAUGGGCGCAAGGAUGAAGCCCUUCGAUCUAUCGAGCGCGUCGGCAACAAAAGAGCAGGAAGCGCUCAGCAGACACUUGCCAUGAUAGAGCGAACGGUUAAGAUUGAGGAGCAGCUGGGCGGUCAACCAACCCUCAUGGACCUUUGGAAAGGCACCGACUUGAGGCGAACGACUAUCACUUGCUUGAUGUACGCGUCACAGAAUUUUGCUGGUAACUUGAUUGCAAACCAGGCAACUUUCUUUUUCGAGCAAGCCGGUAUUCCGCACGAACGUGCCUUCCAGCUCAAUCUUAUUAACUCGUGUCUUGGUUUCAUUGCCAACGCUCUAUCCUGGCCUCUGACUGCCUGGUUCGGUCGCCGAACUAUCUAUCUCUGGGGCACAGUCACCAAUAUCACUUUCCUCAUUCUUCUGGGCAUCUGCGCCUCUAUUGCACAGAACACGUCGACGAACUACGCCCAGGCUAUUCUAGGGAUUAUCAUCUCCUUCGUCUAUGCUGGCGCUCUCGGGCCCAUCACAUAUACCGCCAUUGCCGAGACAUCAUCGGUCCGUCUUCGUGCCUUGAGCACUGGUGUCGGCCGUGGCGCCUACUACGUUGCAGAAAUCCCCAUGAUAUUCUUAGCCUCGCAGAUGCUUAACCCGACAGGGUGGAACCUCGCUGGAAAGUGUGGCUACGUCUGGGCAGGUACUGCUUUCGUUUGCUGGCUCAUGGCCUACUUCUUCCUUCCCGAACUCAAGCAUCGCUCUUACCGUGAGAUCGACAUCUUGUUCAACCGCAAGGUUCCGGCCAGGAAGUUCAAGACCACGAUCAUCGACGUUAAGGAAAACGAGUGA